Messenger RNA from Dentiscutata erythropus, 309 nucleotides. NCBI's taxonomy places the organism in Eukaryota, Fungi, Glomeromycota, Glomeromycetes, Diversisporales, Gigasporaceae. The record is from the annotation of a GenBank genome assembly.
AUGAAAAAACACACUUUUAGCUUACUUUUGGCCGUUUUCUUUUCUUAUUUAUUAAUAUCGAUUAUUACUGUUCACUCCUAUGAACAGCAAACUGCCACUUGUAAAGCAGAACCACACAAACCAAAACCACAUAAAACUAAAGAAACUGCCACUUGUACCCUUACAGAGACUGUAUGCACUUGCGUACCUCAAAGUGGUCCAUGUACAGCUGAUUCUGAAUGUUGUUUUUCUUCUGAUGGGUGUGAAUUUAGUGAUUCACCAUACCCAUCUCCAACUGGGUAUUGUCGUAAACAUGGAUGGUUAAUAUAA